This is a messenger RNA of Pomacea canaliculata, 8483 nucleotides long. Its product is annotated as serine/arginine repetitive matrix protein 2-like. Gene Ontology annotation, biological process: actin crosslink formation; microtubule bundle formation; regulation of microtubule polymerization or depolymerization. Gene Ontology annotation, cellular component: actin filament; microtubule plus-end; stress fiber. Gene Ontology annotation, molecular function: actin filament binding; cytoskeletal adaptor activity; microtubule binding. Bases 919 to 5775 code for a protein of 1618 amino acids. NCBI's taxonomy places the organism in Eukaryota, Metazoa, Mollusca, Gastropoda, Architaenioglossa, Ampullariidae. The record is from RefSeq and is a predicted model, not a curated record. The transcript has 7 exons.
GCCCCACGUCCCACAUCCGCACUUCACGCUGUACUGUUGCUGUGGCUGCAGUGGUAGCAGACGACUGCACCGUCUGUACUGUCAUCGUCAAUGUAGCUGACAACUGAGGGUUGAACACAAAAACUUGGCGCACCUUGACCUUCUCACACCAACGACAGCUCAUCGAGAGGUGAAAGGCGACGGGUGGUUAAUAUGCCCCCCUUCCCUCCCUGCACACCCUCUGACGCAGCGUCGCCAGCCAGCGUGCAGCCGCAGCAGCCAGCCUCCCGCCCUCCCCUUCCUCUCCCCCUCCCCCUCACUGCCAGAUGCGCAUGUGCAGAUGCCGGCGCCUGGAGAGCAGGCGGAAGACGAGCGGUAGCUGGUAGCUGGUAGCUGCUGCCCUCCUCCACCCGUCUCCUGCAGACAAUCGGUCUCAUCCCCCUUUCAUCCUCAUCCUCGCAGACAGACUUGGGCAAGAGCGUGACGGAGCAGCCAUGUGAACGUUCACCUCACGCGCGCUCGGGCGGGGGGGUCAGCGCCCACUGCAGCAGCGAUAAGGCAAGGGAAGAUAACCGCUCGCUGCUUACCGCUGCCAGUAGCCAGAGUGCAGGAACCUGACUGCCACCAGCACUGCUUGCAGCCUGUGCCACUCCAUUUCCUCUGCCGUCAGUCGUGCCCGCCCGGUCAGCAUGUGUCACGAGUCGUCCGUGUGCUUGUCUUCACCAUGUUAACCGCCGUGUGUGUCGGGGAGGAGGUUAGAGGUCAUUCUGGUGACAGCAGGAUACUCAGCACUGCGUCUGGCACCGCAGACAGCCAGCGGUGCGCGGAGAUCCCAUUCUUCCACUGCACUAAGCCAAGCCUGUGGUUGGUUCAUGACAGUGACGUCAGCGUAAGCCGCCAUGUUGCGCUGACUAGCGGGUGGAAGUGACGUCAGUAGGGAUGGAGAGCGACAGUGGCGGGACGCUGUUGGUGCUGGAGCCCAAGUCGCUGCGGUCGUUCGGCAGUCAGGACGAGUACCUGCUGGCCAUGAAGGAGGACCUGGCCGACUGGUUCUCCUGUCUGCACGGGCUGCACGUGGACGCCGACAGCUUCCUGGAGGUGCUGGAGACUGGCGUGCUGCUGUGUCGCCAUGCCAACCAGGUGCAACACUUCUGGCAGGAGCGUCGCCAGCAGGGUGUGGGGCUGGAGAUGCGAUCCUACUUCGUGCGGACAGUGCCGCAAGGUCAGGUGGUGUACCGCGACCCCGUCAAGCCGGGCACCUUCCAGGCUCGCGACAACGUGUCCAACUUCAUCACGUGGUGCCGGCAGCUGGGGAUCCCCGACGUCUUGCGCUUCGAGACGGACGACCUGGUGCUGCGCAAGAACGAGCGCAGCGUGGUGCUGUGCAUGCUGGAGUUAGCCCGCCUGGGUGCUCGUCUGGGUAUGCCCGCACCCACCAUCGUGCGCAUGGAGGAGGAGAUCGACGCCGAGCUGGCCGGCGACCCACCGCCACAGAUUAAAACGUGCGACAUGAAGUCCCUCGACGAACUGGUGAGGGACCUUGUAGGCCGCUGCACGUGCCCAGUGCAGUUUCCCAUGGUGAAGAUUGGCGAGGGGAAGUACAAGAUUGGCGACUCCAUGUCUCUCAUCUUUGUCAGAGUGUUGCGGAAGCACGUCAUGGUGCGGGUGGGAGGCGGCUGGGACACUCUAGAGCAUUACCUGGAUAAACAUGAUCCGUGCAGGUGUAACUUUCCAGGACACCGCGGCCCGGCGUCAGGCCCACGACAUCUGAUAAGCCGCCGGUCGUCGGGUGUCGCCCUUGUCGUCUCGCGCACGUCCGCUGGCGCCACUUCCGGUCCUUCCACACCUACCUCUCCCAGGAGGAUGUCUUCAUCUGCCUUGACACCAAACUCCAGGCCCGCCCCCACUCACAUCUCUGCACCAGCAGCAGGGGAAAGCCACUCUGUCAACGAGGCAAACAGCGCCACCAGGGGCCAAAGCCCUGGACCAGGGGGCAGUCACUCGCAGGCCGUCAGACGGCUUUCCUCCCCUGUACCAGUUCAGCAGCAGGAAGACAAAGGCGAGGCCCCUCGACCGACACCAGCAACGUCUCUCAACAGCCGUAGAGCUCAGUCUCCUGUACCCGGUCGAAUUCCACAACCGCCGCGACAACCGCCGUCACAGGCCAAGCACCAAGACCACCAGCAGCACCAGGCGCAGCGAGCUCACACCCCGCAGCACCAGGCCGUGCAGCGCUGCAAGUCGCCCUCGCCAGGAGCCAGCUCGUCUCAUAGCGUGUCUCCCACACUGUCCGGCAACAGAACCAUUCCACGACCGGUCAGCCGCGGACCUUCAGGACCCGCGCGUGCCCAGUCGCCAGCUCCCGCCCAACGUCAACAACUGUCCAUGGCCAGGUCUGUCUCCUUUGACGCACCUCGAUCACCCCUACCUGCUGACGCCACCUCGCGGUCGUCUGACUGCCUAAACAAGAUGGCUGAUGCUGCCAACGGCAACUCGUCAGAAGGUGAAGGUCAGGAGGGCUUGCGGCCCAGCAUCAGCAUAGAGCAGAUCAGCACGAUGACUUUGACUGAGUUCAAGAAACUCAUCAGUUCAUCGCUGGCCGUUGAUGCCAGUAGUGACGCCACUGUUGAUGCACGAGCAGAUAACAAGGGAGGAGCUGGUGGCCCGUCUCGGGGGCCGGGACAGAAGUCAGACACGAGUGACCUGUCCUGGACCUCUGUCCGUGACAAAGCCAGAUCCGUGUGCAACUCAAUCGCUUCCAGAGCCUCGUCAAGACAAAGUGGCACCGGGGGCAUCAUCGCCAGGAGAAGUCUUCCCAAAUCCCCAGCCACAGACAUCAACAGCAGACCACGAUCACCCUCAUCUGGGGUGUCUGAUCGACCUAAAACACCCGGCAUAAUAGACAGAGCUCAAGCACCAGCAAUAGCAGACAGAACCAAGACACCAGCAGGAGUAGACAGACCCAAGACACCAGCUACAGUAGACAGAACUAAGACACCAGCAGGAGUAGACAGAACCAAGACACCAGCAGCAGUAGACAGACCCAAGACACCAGCAGGAGUAGACAGACCCAAGACACCAGCUACAGUAGACAGACUCAAGACACCAGCUACAGUAGACAGACCCAAGACACCAGCAGCAGUAGACAGACCCAAGACACCAGUUACAGUAGACAGACCCAAGACACCAGCAAAAUUUGACCGACCUAAAACGCCAGCUGUAGUAGACCGAUCCAAAACUCCAGUAGCUGUAGAGAGACCAAAGACAGCCGUUAACAGUGUAAGACCACAGACACCCUCAGCACAUCCGGUGCACAGGCCAGCCGCUGUUUUUGAUGUGGAGGAAAGGAGUGACCGUUGGAGUGGUGUUAGAGGUCAAGGAGCCGCCAGUGACAUGGUGGAGAGUGGCGCUGUGCUUAGACAAAGGCCAUCUAAUCUGCCGACCACAGCCAUGUCCAAGACCAUCGCCACCCGUGCUGACAUCACAGAAGGGUCUAUGACCCCAAGGGUUAAGAACUCGUGUUUCGUGUACCAGGGAGACGCGGCCGAAGGGGUGGGGCUUGACGACAGCUCCGCCCGCGGACUGGGCAGCAGAACGCCCUCCUGGACCUCUUCCAUUGAUACCGACGACAGGUUAUCGUUGACUGCCAGGCGAUCGCAGAGUCCAGAUGACGAUGCUGACAUCAACUCGGAAACUGACGUCAACAACAGCGGACUGAAGUCACCAGGUUACCCUAUUAGGGACAGACCCCCCACCCCAAGCAGAAUCCCGAAGCCUUGCUUCGCCUCCAGGCCGGUCACGCCCAGCUCUGACGUUACGCCUGCACUCGCGCGUGACCUCUCGCGGUCAGCCACGGGAAGACACUCAGACGACCACCAAACGGCCGUUACACCCAGGCGGUUUAUGCCCACCCCACAGAGCGCAGACACGGCCACGACAGGGGAAAAGGGCUACGUGGACAGGUUCCACGCACGGCGAGCUCUGACCCCCGGGCCGACCCCCUCUGUCCCCGACCCCUCUUGGGUGCCUCCUAGACCAGUGACCCCAGGCAGCGUGUCGGUGAAGAGCCGGGUGCAGCAGAUCGUUGCCGAGCGUCGCGGAUCACUUAGCAGGGUGCAAGAAGCGGGACAGCUGAGAAAAACCCGGAGCGUCACCAACCUUUUGCACCGCGAGUCCAGCAAACCCAGCGACGGGCACGUGUCUCUUCAGGAGUGGGGUCAGCCGCAACGGGCGGCCAGCUCGGAGAGCGUACAACGACCGCCGCAGACCGAGCGACAGGGUUGUGAUGUGAGGGAUGCGCAACAUCACCUGCCUCUCCCCUCAACAGAUGGCGCCGUAUCUCACAGCAGCACCAGACAGAAGCCAGAAGCCCUACAGACACGAGGUCCAGCCACAGAAUCCAGAAACAAACUCCAGGAACACUCCAGUAGCCGCAGGGAGCCCAGGACGGUUGUAGCCGUCAUCUCUCGGAAGCCGCUGGGGUCUUCACGAGCCGUCGGCCGCAGAGCUGAGGGCCAGGAUAAAGUUGUGAACCGGACGGAGGCGUGGGUGGACUCGACCCUCAACGAUCCCAAGUGCAGACAACUGCCCUCUCGACCAAAGCGCUCUCUGACUCCGAACUCUCUGACCGUGCACGACAGCGAGUUGCUGCCACGCCCUCUGGAGGAGAUCCAAGCAGUUCUUCUCUCCCCUGUUGAGCGCUUGCCGGUACCUGACCCCGGGGUAUUAGAGGCGCCGCCCGAAGACCCAGAGCUGUACCGCAAGAUGGAGCAGCUCUUCGAGAAAUACCGAGAGAAGGAGCUGCGAGCCUCCGUGUGCGACGUUCCUGGUGGAGGUGAUAGUAGUCAGCAAGUACACGACGGCGACAGCAGCAGCGCCGGCCGCAGCAGGUCGUCAGGGUACGACAGAGAGGAGGCUGAGAUGGAUAAACGGAGGGGAGACGGAUUCCUACGCAAAAACUCCCUGUCCUCGCGCUCCUCCUCCUCCAUGCGGACAACUGCUAGCGGCUCCCUCUCCUCCUCCGGCCCCCUCUCCUCCUCCGGCCCCCUCUCCUCCUCCGGCCCCCACCUGGGAAGCGUCAACAGCGAGCGUUACGCCAAGGACGUGCUGCACGGCGCCGCUGCCGCAGCCUGUAACGGCCACUACACUAACGGUGCCGCCAGCAAUACCAGUCAGUCGCCUUCACGAGGGCGGGACGACUCGGCCUCCGUACUUUCUCCGACCACUACCCCAACCCCGACCCCAACACAUGAAGACUGCGGGGCGGCUGCCAUGUCGGUGGAUAACAUCGUGAGCACGGAUGCGGCCAUUAUUCAUAACCCUGUGGCCUUGGUAUCCAAGAUAAAAGAAAUUCUUCAGGUCAGACCGCGCCGGGAGGAUCCAGGAAAGGGCGGAGCGCCUACGCGCAUCCCAGGCCCCGCCCAUCUGUUAGCCACGCGCCGUUCACGCUCCUUCACCAACCUGGCGUGCAGCACAAACGGACACCUCACCUGCCCGAUCUUCCCCGACAACCCCGUCAGCGACUGCGGCGUCCUGCGCCGCCAACACUCCGCCGACACCGACCUCGUGCGCGACGAGUCCACCAGCAGCGACGUCAGCAGUGACGUCAGCCGCUCGGAGACGCCGGUGCCCAAGAUGGCGCAGCCGCUGACGACAGGUCGCUCCACGCUCUUCCGCAGAGAGAGAUCAGGCGGCGCGCUGCGAGCUGUGUCCCUGGAUGACAGGCCGCUGUCCAGCUGCAGCUCCCAUUCUUCCAGUUCCAGGAAAUUCCUGGACGACAGCUCGGAGUACUUCUGAUGGACUGACCUCGACAAUACUGUGAGGUGGUUAGAAACAUUCGUGAUAUGAGGCCGUGACCCGGUCACCCGGUCUCACAUCAUCACUGUGAUACUGUCGUCACUGUACAGCUACCCUGGUCCAGGACAGUGUCCUGUUAGUGCGCAGUGUCUACUAGUGGGGACAGUUUGUGACCUCGACACAGGUCAAACGAUAGCGCGUGCUGUUGAUCUGAAGAUGUGUCAGUAAAGGACUUCGUGACACAUCCGGCUUUGUGUGUAUGCGUGCGUGCAUGUGUGCUUUCAAUCAUGCUGGCUGUGAAUUGAUGUCCGUUUGAUGGUUGAUAACUGAACUGACGUGGCUUUGUCAGUCUGUACAGCUCGACAGUUCUCCUUCGUGAGUGGAGUCACCGAGUCACUAAUACUUAUGUCAAGGAGUGAGCAGGAGCGGUGUCUGUACAGUGUCAUGGAACAGAAGCAAAAGGUCUGUACUGUGUCACAUAGAGGUCUGUCAUGUCAUGGAGUAGACACAGCCACUCGGAACAUCUGACCUGUGACAUCACAAACUUUGAUUGACCAACUUCCAUAAACAGAACUGAUGUUCUGUACAACGAGGACCAGCAAAUAAGAGAAAUUAGACAAACUGAUAGAUGACAUUGUCGACAGUACACCUACAGCUUUACAAUGUACACCAGUGUGACUAUCCACAGGUGGUGUGACGGCCACUGCACCAACAGACAUCGUGGUUGUGGGUGUGAAGAUGGCGAUUGUGUAACAAACCUUAUCUUCUAUACAACAGUUUUCUGGGUGUUUCUCACUAGUUUUGUUUUGUUCGAAUGAAAACCUCCCUGCAUAGUCCCGUGUGCUUUAACCGUGGGCCUGGGUGUCUUUGUCGGGACAGGGGUGUCCAACACUUUAUGGAAGGACAGUCCAACAGACUCAGGUUGUGACGAGCACAUUGCUAUGGUCAUCAGGUAGUUGUACAAAUUGUUAAUGUUUGUUAGUCGUGUUCACGUUUACUGUCCAUCAGUCAAGUUUAGAGCUACUAUGAGUUUCCAUCAAGGCUGUUGUAGAGUGCUGUGUAGAGGCAUGGUACUGUAGAGUGGUGUGUGGUGCUGUGUAGAGGCAUGGUACUGUAGAGUGGUGUGUGGUGCUGUGUAAAGAGGCAUGGUACUGUAGAGGGGUGUGUGGUGCUGUAUAACACUGUGACAUACCAGCUUUAGUUGCCCGAAGCGCUGAUGAAUGUUUGAAGAUGACGGUAGCGAUGAUAAGGGAGGACAAUCAAUUGUUUGUGGAUGUUUCCAGUUCCACAGCUCCAGGUCCCGCAGGCCUGGGAGGCUGAAGAAGUUUCCAUUAAUCCCUAGUAAACCAAACUUCCUCUGGCAAGUAGUUUACCUGAAAACAGUUGAGGAGACCGUCAAUACUCUGAGGCUCCCAGGACAGUUGGGUGGUGGUCUGUGGGGCGGGGGUAAGGGUCCACUGACUUCUUGUUGGCUGAGUGGUCAACUUUUGAAGGUGUUUGAUUUUGAUGCAUGUGUGUUAGUUUGAUACGUGUGUACGUGUUAGUUUGAUCUGAUACAAUGCGCGCUGACCUUCCCCCACACAAGUCUUAUGCGUGUGUAGGUGUUGCUUGUGUGUGUGUGUGAGAGAGAGAGACAGAGAAAUAAUCUGCAAAGUAGAUGAUAACAAACAUGUAUCAAAACAGAAAUGUUGCAUUUACUUUGAUGGGCUUUGGUGUGUUGAUGAAACUGCAAGUAACAAUUUACUUAUAGCUCACCUUUUCGCUGGUAGAGGAUUUGUUUUUACUCUGGUUGACCCUGUGAGUAUUUUGCUAUAGUGAGUCGUGACACGAAGUCUCUCCCGGACACUGUUCUAUAUCUGCUCUUAUGUUCAGUGCAGCAGCUUGUUAACACGCGUAGAAAAUGUCUCCUUGUGAAAAGCUGGUGUCUCAACCUUUGGGUGUACUGAGGGGAUAAGCAGUUCUGACUUUUGUUACAAAACAGAGGAGUACUUGUUACACUGCACGGGGAGGGAGUAGAGGACACCUUCGGAUGUCACUCUUACAGUUUGAUUGGCUGAUUUCUUGCAUUUUUAUUUUCCUUUCCCAGUUCCUUUUUUUUUUUUUUUGUUUUUUUUUUUUUGAGUUGAACUCUUUGAGCCUUAACGUUAAGCGGUAUGGCGUUACUGCAAGCGUGGAUGUGCUGACGUGUCAGCACGUGUUCGUGGGUUUGCUUUACAUGCAGGAUGAAAAGCUGCCACCUACCCACCCAACCACCCACCGACACCUCGCUGCCAGUGGAGUAUUUACUUAGCUAACUACAUUUAGGCACCAUUGCUAGCCCGUGUACAUGCGACACAUUCUUACCGUCAGGCCAGGGACACGUUCACUGGUGCGAUGAACACUCGUCCCGCUGACGGCAAGGGACGUAAUGUCGUGGCCCGAGCGAGUGGCGCCCCUUUAUUUGCUGUUGGUAGCGUGAGUAGAAAUGAGUAUUCGUCACGACCUUACGACCUUUUGUGAGGCGCCGGCUCGCUUGCUUGUGCCAAGUGACUGUAUAGUCUUGUCCCGUGAUAUGCUGUUCUGAGUUCUGCUGGGGUUCAUUCCAUAAACCUGUGGUCUGUGAUCAAUAUUUAACGAUACUUUAACUAUUACGUUUGAUGGAAACAAUACAUUUGGGUGUUGUAAUGCUUUCACAUUAAAACAAUGCAAAAUAAAAUAUAUACCAAAAA